Molecule: messenger RNA, 1363 nt
Organism: Dothidotthia symphoricarpi CBS 119687
Lineage: Eukaryota; Fungi; Ascomycota; Dothideomycetes; Pleosporales; Dothidotthiaceae
Exons: 2
Coding region: 44-1303 (419 amino acids)
Biological process (GO): glycolipid biosynthetic process
Cellular component (GO): lipid droplet; plasma membrane; mitochondrion
Source: RefSeq, a predicted model, not a curated record
CGCCCAGUACUCAUUUGCAUCCAAGCUAAUCGACGAGGAAGACAUGGCCCGGCAGUACGAACUCAUCCUGCUCGGAGCGACUGGCUACACUGGAAAGCUGGUUGCAGAGUGGGUUAGCACACACCUUCCGGAAGACCUGAAGUGGGCGAUUGCUGGACGCAAUACGAAGAAACUCCAGGCUGUCGUUGAUGAGUUGACGAGGUUGAACCCAGACCGAAAGCAACCAGACAUUGAAACAUGCGAGCUCAAGAAAGAAGAACUGGAUUCUCUCGCCCAAAAGACCAAGCUCAUCAUCACGACUGUGGGGCCGUUCAUGUUCUAUGGCGAGCCCGUUCUCUCUGCUUGCGUGAACAACGGAACACAUUAUCUAGACUCCACGGGCGAAGUACCCUGGUACUAUGAUAUGAUUGCCAAAUACGACAGCCUCGCGAAGGAGAACAACAGCAUCAUCAUCCCUCAAUGCGGUCUCGACUCUGUUCCUGCAGACAUCUUGGCAUUCGUUCUAGCAAGAGAGGUCCGCAAACGCUACAACGCGCCCUGUGAGAGGGUCAUAAUGACACUCUACGACUCAAAAACGGGCGUGAGCGGUGGCACAAGUCUAACAGUGCUGUCACUGUUCGACAACUACUCGCUCAGCCAUCUAGCAAAGAGCAUGCAUCCUUACAGUCUUUCACCCAUCAAAGCGGACUCGGUGGUGGGAGCUCCCAAGGCAGAUCUGCUGCAUAGUCUCCUUGGCCUAAAAUAUGUACCCGAGCUCGGUGGCGUACAGACUACAGGUCCUAUGGCUGCUGCAGAUGCACCAAUUGUUCAUCGCUCAUGGGGACUGUACCAGUCUGAUCCUGCCCUGGCUUAUGGUCCCAAGUUCCGUUUCAACGAAUACAUGCGUGCGAGCAACAUUUUCAGCGGUGCCAUGAUCAAACUCGCCUUUAGCGUUGCAAGCAUCGUCCUCGCUAUCCCACCCGUCCGUUGGAUGAUCGCGCCCCUUAUAAAGAAGUUCCUAAUUCCAAAGCCGGGCGAGGGUCCUACCAGAGAGAGUAUGAAAAAUGACUUCAUUUCCUACCGCGGUGUAGGGAUUGCCGAGCAGGAUAAGGGCAAGGUUACGGCGAAGCUAGACUGUGCGCACGGCGGGUAUGCGGCAACGGCAAUUACGCUGAGUGCAGCUGCUCUUCUGAUAACCAGAGGAAACCUUGACGGCACAGAGGCAGGAAGGUUGGGCGGAGGCAUUCUGACGCCUGCGACGCUGGGCGAGCAAUACGUUGCGAAUCUUAGCGACUUCGGCAUGAAGAUUCAGGUUGAUAACUAGGCAAGAGCCACAGGAGACUGGGAUUUAUCAAGAGAAGUAUCGGCUUGAAGAGCUUUUGUU